Molecule: messenger RNA, 934 nt
Organism: Lagopus leucura (white-tailed ptarmigan)
Lineage: Eukaryota; Metazoa; Chordata; Aves; Galliformes; Phasianidae
Exons: 3
Coding region: 224-853 (209 amino acids)
Source: RefSeq, a predicted model, not a curated record
GUUGAGCUUCUCGUUUGCAUGGCUGUGCAGGAGUAGGGCAGUGCGGCGUGCGGGCGCUGCAGCCGCUGGCGGCGAGGCAGGAAAGGGCGAGGGCUGGUGGUGGUGGUGAUGGCUGCAGAGUUUUAGGAGAGAGAGCGUAGUUGUUUCUUGGGAUAGCAGAAACGCGGCUUGCAGCUCUUAGCAUGUGAAGGGGCCAGUGAGGAGCAAGCAGGAGCGUGGCUGUAUGGGCGUGAUCCGUCGCUUCCCUCGCGUGCUGCUCCUGAGUCAACUCCGUCUCUGCUCUCUGCAGCUUUUCCUCACUCAGGUCUGUGUUGUAUCUAUUUCCAGGAGAAAAUAUGAUGUUCAGAGCAGCAAGUCAGAGAAGAAUUCAGCUUUUUCAAAGGCUUCCCUUUCAGAAGUAGGACUAAGUUUGAAAGAGCCUGAUGUACCUACAAGUGUGUGCAGACUAAGAACUGACAGAAGUUGCUGGAUCCAGUUGCAUUUCCUUGGUCUUAUGAGUAAAUGCAUUACUAAAAGAGGAAGUAAGAACAGCGAGUCAGCACCAUGUGGCCAUUCUGCUGUCUUUGAAUGGUUGAUGUGUUCCAGAGAUCUUUCUGGUAAAUGUCUUGGGAUCAUUCUGCAAGGUCUUCAUAGAAGUUCAGUUCUGGUCACAAAGUUGUAUUUGGAUGCUGCAGUUUCAAGAAGACUGAAACAUCUCCGUAAAAUCUCCUUGGGACAUGUGACAGAUUUGUCAUAUGUCCUACCACAAUGCUAUUGUUUCACUCUCGUUGUUUGUAUGGACACAGAAAAAAGCAAUGGAGAAUUAUGCAUUUGGUUUUGGUACCAGACUUCUGAUUGUUGCACUCCUGUCUAGUUAUUCUAUCUAGCUGGUAUAUCAGAUAUCAGACAUUAUGAUAUUAAACUCUGUGUUUGUAUUUAAUAUCCAAAAUAAAAU